AUGCCUGGUAUGAUGGUUCCUCUCCGCGCCCUGGCCGCAGCUGUGUUGGUACGAUCGACUGCCGCCGCCAAAAUCGUGGAGGACGGGGACAAGGGCUUGCCCGAAGACGUGAUUAGCGGGGAGAGCUCUGCCGUGUGGCGGAAAAUCAUGGAGGCCAGCGCCAACGCAAUGCAGUACCAGCGCCAUGCAGAGGAAGUGGCGAAGGCUGCCGCGGAGGCCAGGGCGGUCGACGACGCGGCGUGGGAUGCAGCAGCGGCAAAGGCUGCAGAGGAUGCCAGGGCCGCAGAGCAGGCGGCGAAGGCUUUCGCGGAGGCCAAGGAUACCGAGAAGGUUGCUGUGGAGGCCAAGGCGGCAGAGGAGGCGGCGAAGGCUGCCGCGGAGACCAAGGCUGCAGACGAGGCCGCCAAUGUUGCUUCAAAGGACAGUGCUGCGGAACAGGCUGCGAAAGCUGCAGAGGAGGCCAGAGCUGCAGAGGAGGCGGCGAAGGCUGCCGCAGAGGCCAAAGCGGCCGAGGAGCAGGCGAGGAAUGCCGCAGUGGCGAAGGUUGUACCAGAUGCCAGGACUGCAGACGAGAAGGCAAAGAUUUUCGAGUAUUCCGAGGCUGCCGAGAAGGCUGCUGCGGCGGCCAAUGCGGCAGAGGAGGCGGCGAAGGUUGCCGCAGAGGCCAAGGCGGCCAUGGAGGCGGCGAGGAAGGCCGCAGCGGCAAAGGCAGCAGCAGCAGCCAAAGCCGCAGAGGAGGCGGCGAAGGCUCUCGCGGAGGCCAGGGCUGCCGAGGAGGCUGCCGCGGAGGCCGAAGCUGCAGAGGAGGUGACGAAGGCUGCCGCGGAAACCAAGGCUGCAGACGAGGCCGUCAAGGCUGCCUCAGAGGCCAGGGCCACGGCACAGGUUGCGAAAGUUGCCGAGGAAGCCAGAGCUGCGAAGGUUGCAGCGCCGCCAGCGCAUGCACCGAUCACGGAGGACCGCCAUGAUAAGGGGCGACCACAACCCUCUCCUCCGCCGACAGCGUCCCCGACACUGGAGCCGACACCCGAGCCGACACCUGAGCCAACUUACAAGUUUGAAGCUCCAGGAAUCCCUUGCUCGUGUCACGUGCCGGCCUGCUUCGGGACUUACGACCUCAAUUCGGAUGGUUGCCUUACACAGAACGAAUGUGACCUGCAGAUGCCCGUCCUGGAAUACUGUUUCAUGGUACCCGCAACUUGCGGGCCAGAAAAGUGGGACUUGGAUGAUGACGGCUGCAUCAAUUCAUUUGCUUCGAGUGGGUUUACGCUGUCAACCAAUCAGUCUGCCCACAGGAAGUCCCCGAGCCGUGCGACGAGUGCCCAGAGGGCAAGUACAUCGUCCCGAAUCCCUGUGAGUGCGUAG
Molecule: messenger RNA, 1365 nt
Organism: Prorocentrum cordatum
Lineage: Eukaryota; Dinophyceae; Prorocentrales; Prorocentraceae
Source: the annotation of a GenBank genome assembly